AUGUCGCCGGAGAAACAAGAAUAUAUCCGCAUACAACAUCGCUACGCGUGUCGGCACAGGUUGUACAUGCAGAUCGUUCCCUCGUGGGACCCUCUGCGGGCCAAUGUGUGGGCCCUCCCUCAUUGCACAGCACUGGAAUUCUUGGUGCCGUUCAUCACGCGCUGCGUCGCCGAUGGCCCAUUGGAUCUUCGCGGUCUCCUGGUCAGUCUGCAGGAGAGAUGGAGCAGCAUCGUAGACAGCCCCUGUCCAAUCGACUUCACCGCAAAGGAGAUCACGGCGCACUGUGAGGAAACUGAAGCUCAGGCGGAGUACGAGCGCAAUGUGAACAGACUGCAUGACGUAAUUGGGUGCCUGAACGACGGAUCCGUCAGGCCCGAGCAGUUGGAGAGUGCGAAGGAGAAGAUGGAGCUCUGUCGACGAGAGUGGGACGAAACUGCUAUGAAGGGUCCUUUCCCUUUUUACGAGGGCGCACACUCUUACUAUCUCGUCUGA
Messenger RNA from Laetiporus sulphureus 93-53, 492 nucleotides. RefSeq lists its product as uncharacterized. The record is from RefSeq and is a predicted model, not a curated record. NCBI's taxonomy places the organism in Eukaryota, Fungi, Basidiomycota, Agaricomycetes, Polyporales, Laetiporaceae. The transcript has a single exon. Bases 1 to 492 code for a protein of 163 amino acids.